UUUGCAGCUGCGUAAUUUAUUGAGCUAACCCCUAUCAAAUCCUUGUCAGCAGUCUGCUUCCGCCCCUCCUUUUCUCCUAUCCCACUUCACCCUGCACUACUCACUUCCUAGGAGGCUCCAAGAACCACUCCAACUAUGGCAUCUGGUGCUGUGUUCCUGCUCACAGCCCUGGCCUCUUGUCAUGGAUUCAACCUGGACAUCAAACACCCCAUUAUCUUCCAGAACAAUGUGGCUGGUUUUGGGCAGAGCGUGGUCCAGUUUAAAGAAUCUCGCCUCGUGGUGGGAGCUCCCUUGGUGAGGAUUUCUGCCAACCAAACAGGGAGACUCUACGAGUGUAAAUAUGGUACUGAAAGAUGUCUGCCCAUCCCCUUACAGAUCCCCCAAGAGGCAGUGAACAUGUCCCUGGGACUCUCUCUGACUGCUGAUACAGACUCCUCACAACUACUGGCCUGUGGACCUACAGUACACCAAACCUGUGGGAAGAACAUAUACAUGAAGGGUUUCUGUUUUGUGCUGGAUUCAAAGGUACAACAAUGUAAGACAAUUCCAACAGCCCUACAGGAGUGUCCAAAGCAAGAAAAUGACAUUGUCUUUUUGAUUGAUGGUUCUGCCAGCAUUGAGUCCCAUGACUUUCAGCAAAUGAAGAGUUUUGUCAGAGCUGUAAUUGACCAGUUCAAAGAAACCAACACCCAGUUCUCAUUGAUGCAGUAUUCAAACCUACUUAAAAUACAUUUUACUUUUUUGGACUUCCAAAAGAGCACCAACUGGGGAAAGCUAGUGGAUCCAAUUCUGCAGCUGAAAGGUUUGACCUACACUGCCACUGCCAUCAGAAAAGUAGUAACUGAAUUAUUUCAAAGCUGGAAUGGAGCUCGGAAAAAUGCCACUAAGAUCCUCAUUGUAAUCACGGAUGGAGAGAAAUACAAAGACGAGCUACAAUAUAAAGAUGUCAUCCCCCAGGCAGACCAGGCAGGAAUCAUCCGAUAUGCAAUUGGGGUAGGAGAUGCUUUUGAGUAUGUCAGCGCCCGGGAGGAACUGAACAUAAUUGGAUCAAAACCUGCAAAUGAACAUGUGUUCCGAGUGAAUAACUUCAGUGCUCUAAAGAACAUCCAGGAGCAGCUUCAAGAGAAGAUCUUUUCCAUUGAGGGUACUCAGUCUGGAAGCAGUAUCUCCUUCCAGCAUGAGAUGUCUCAGGCAGGCUUCAGUGCUGCCCUUACACCUAUGGGACCAGUCCUGGGAGCUGUAGGGAGUUUCGAUUGGUCUGGAGGUGUCUUCUUAUACUCCCCAAAUCAAGGCCCUGUCUUUAUCAAGACAUCCAAAGAGGACAUGAAUGAUGCUUAUCUGGGUUACUCUGCUAUGGUAGCCAUUUGGAAUGGAGUUCAGAGACUUGCCCUGGGGGCCCCUAGAUACCAGCACACAGGAAAGGCUGUAGUCUUCACCAAUGUUGGUGGCACCUGGGAGCAGGAGGCUGAAGUCGAAGGGACACAGGUAGGAUCCUAUUUUGGAGCAACCCUAUGUCCCAUUGAUGUGAACAGAGAUAACAACACUGACCUGAUCCUCAUUGGAGCCCCCUAUUACUACGAACAAAAACGAGGAGGCCAGGUGUCCAUUUGUCCCAUACCUCGGCAGAGGGCCAAGUGGAACUGUGAAGCUGUUCUCCGGGGGCAGCAGGGAUACCCCUUGGGCCGUUUUGGGGCAGCACUGGCAGUGGCAGGGGACACGAAUGGGGACGAAAUAACAGAUGUAGUGGUGGGGGCACCUGGGGAGGAAGAAAACCAGGGAGCCAUCUAUUUGUUUCAUGGUGUGUCUGGAUUUGGUAUCAACCCUUCCUAUAGCCAGAGAAUAAGUGGUUCCAGCCUUUCUCCCACACUCCAAUAUUUUGGGCAGUCAGUGAGUGGGGGACAAGACCUCACCCAGGAUGGACUUGUGGAUGUGACUGUGGGAGCCCAGGGACAGGUGCUGCUGCUCAGGACAUGUCCAGUCCUGAAAGUUGAAGUGUCAAUAACAUUCACACCUCCAGAGUUGGCAAGAUCUACAUUUGAGUGUUGGGGACAGGCUACCAACCAGGAAGCAGGGGCUGCUGUAAUUUGCCUCACUAUUUACAAAAGUAUUCCAGACCAGUUGGGUGAUGUCCAAAGCUCUGUGGCUUAUGAUCUUGCUCUGGAUGCUGGACGCCUGAGUCCUCGUGCCAUAUUUGAUGAGACAAAGAACUGGACACUAAAUCGAAUUAAAACGCUGGGACUAGGGAAUCACUGUGAGAAUGUGAAACUGCUGUUACCAUAUUGUGUGGAGGACUCAGUGACCCCUAUCAGUCUGCGCCUCAACUUCUCUCUGGUGGGACAACACAUCCCCUCAUCUGGGAACCUCAGACCUGUUCUAGAAGUGGGUUCCCAGGACCUCUUUACUUCCCGUCUCCCCUUUGAGAAGAACUGUGGAACAGAUCACCUCUGUGAGGACGACCUUGGCAUUACCUUCAAUUUCUCUGGCCUACAGACUAUGGUGGUUGAUGAUCUGGAGUUGAAUGUGACAGUGACGGUGACAAAUCAGGGGGAAGAUUCUUACAGGACCAUGGUGACCUUCUUAUAUCCCCCAGGACUGUCCUAUCGACGAGUAUCAGUGACCCAGCUGGCAUCCUCGCAAUCUGUGCGUCUUGCAUGUGAGGCAGCAGCGCCAGAGAACAAGGCCCUGAAAGGUACUGGCUGCAGCAUCAAUCACCCCAUCUUCCAGGAAGCAGCUAAGGUCACUUUUGUAGCCACAUUUGAUAUCUCUCCCACUGCCACCCUUGGAGACAAAAUGCUCAUGAAAACUAAAGUGAGCAGUGAAAAUAACACACCUAAGUCCAACAACACCACCUUUCAGCUGGAGGUACCAGUGAAGUAUGCUGUCUACUUGGUAAUCAGCAGCAUUGAAGAUUCCACCAAAUAUCUUAACUUCUCAGUUUCAGAAGAGAAGCAAGUUAACACGACUGAGCAUGGAUACAGAAUAAAUAACCUGGGACAGAGGGCUCUACCUGUCCACAUAGACUUCUGGGUUCCUGUGGAAUUGAACAAGGAGUCUAUAUGGAAUCUGACUGAGGUCAUUUACCCCCAGGAUUCAUCAAUUCAGUGUGCCAUAGAAAGAAAAGAACCCAGUCACUCUGACUUCUUGACCCACAUCCACAAGAGCCCAAAUUGCUCCAUUGCUGUCUGCUUGAGAAUUGGCUGUGAUAUCCCCACCUUCAAAAUCCAAGAGGAGACUGACUUCCUCAUUAAAGGCAAUUUCAGCUUUGGCUGGGUCAGCCAGACUCAACAGAAGAAGCUGUUGUUUGUGAGUUCAGCUAAGAUUAGUUUUGAUGAAUUAAAGUAUUCCCAGCUUCCAGGACAAGAGGCCUUUUUGAGAACCCAGGUAGAGACAGUGGUGGAACAGUAUGAGAUCUACAAUCCCAUUCCCCUCAUCUUGGGCAGCACUGUGGGGGGACUCCUGCUGCUGGCACUCAUCACAAUUGGGCUGUAUGAGCUUGGUUUCUUCAAACGUCACUAUAAGGACAUGAUGGAAGAUAAAGCCCAGGAGGCUGAUCUGAAAAAUGAAGACUCUCAAGCCCCCACCUCCUGAUGCAGCCAUCCCACUCUCCUAGGCCUGUUAUCAUGGGGUGAAAUCUCAGCCCUCCCUUUCCCUGGACAAAGCUGGGCCUGAGAUGACAGCUUUUCAUCAGACUGCUUCUACAAACUCUCCUUCCUUGGCCCACAAAUGCAACCGAGUCUUUCAUAUGACACAACCAUGGGU
Phascolarctos cinereus (koala) is the source of this 3759-nucleotide messenger RNA. RefSeq names its product integrin alpha-D-like. NCBI's taxonomy places the organism in Eukaryota, Metazoa, Chordata, Mammalia, Diprotodontia, Phascolarctidae. Gene Ontology annotation, molecular function: integrin binding. The record is from RefSeq and is a predicted model, not a curated record. Gene Ontology annotation, cellular component: integrin complex; external side of plasma membrane. Gene Ontology annotation, biological process: cell-cell adhesion; cell adhesion mediated by integrin; integrin-mediated signaling pathway.